CUUACACGUUUUUCCAGCACGUCAUGCUAAGGAAGUGUAGACUUGCCGAAGUAGUGGUGUGUGGGCCCUUGCCAGCUAUACCUGGCUCUAACGCUUGUAAACUGUAGGAAAACAAAAGUGCAUCACAGUCUUCCAUAUUACAUGUAGAAAACUGAAACUUUGACAACCUGCGGUCUGAUAAUGGGAGCGAACAACAGUACCCGCCGCGUUUCAUUUGAGUCAGAUGAGAACGAGAAUAUAACAGUGGUGAAGGGCAUACGGCUUUCUGAGAAUGUCAUCAACCGCAUGAGGGAACCUGAAGCUCCUCAUAAACACCAACAUGCACCCUCUCCACCCCCUUCCAUGGCGCCUACCCUUGCACCUUCUCUCCUGCGGCCAGUGCCUCCCCUCUUUGACCCGAUCACCUCCUUGCCCUCUCCCCCUCCUCUUGUAGAACCUGUUGCACCUCCAGCAGCUCCAUCUGCCACAGAGACUGUGGCUGCACCUCCACCAGUUCCUCCUCAACCUCCUACAGAACAGGUAGCAGCACCCACUAUAAUUGACAUGGUGCUUCCAUCCUCAUCCCCCCCAGCUGCUGCUAAUGCUGUCGCAGCUCCUGCUUUUGAACCUGUGGCGGUACCUCCUCCCCCUGCUCCUGCUGCUGUUGAGCCAGUUAUUUUGCCUCCAUCUCUCCCCCCUGUUGCUCCCAUUGCUCCCCAGAUCCUUGCUCCCUGCCCUGCCCCAGCGGUGGUGGAAGCAAUCACUCCGCUUGCUCCUCCUCCCCUUGCAAUUGAAACUUCUCCUCCUCCCAUAAAUCAAUCCCUUGCUUUUUCUCCUCCAGUAAUUGAACCCAUUGCUCCUUCAUCUGUAGCUGAACCCAUACCACCUCCUCUUUCUGUCAAGAUGGAACCCACCAUUGCUCCCCCUAUUACUGAAUCCCAACCCCUCUCUGCUCCUCCUGUUUUCGAGCCUGUCACCAUCCUGCCACCACCCCUGCAUCCUUCAGGGGACACUUUGUCCCCGCAGUCUGCUGAGCCAUUUGCUGCACCAUUUGCUGCACCUCCCCUGCCUGAGUAUACUGCUCCUUGUGAACCAGUUGCACCUCCUUCUCAGCCCCCAGUGAAGCCAGAAUCCCUUGAGCCAGUAAUAUUGCCUGAGUCAGUUUUGGUCCCACCACCACCUCCUGCUGCACCAGUCGUUGAUGAAGAGGCCCUGAGGAGGAAGAUCACUGAUGAGCUGUAUAAAGGCUUGGAGCAAGAUAGGGCCAAGGCAGAGCAAGAGCUGCAAGCCUGGGUUGAGGCAGAGAAGGCCCGAGCAGAAGCCCAGGCUCAGGAUAAUGCGCAGUCCAAGGUACAGGAUGAAGUGUCCAGGAUCCUGUCUGUGGAGCGGGCUAUGGCCCAGGAGAGCAUCCAGCAGGCUGUAAUAAGAGAGAGGAUCGCCACUGAGGAUGAGAGACUCCGUGCUCAACUCUAUGAGAUUGGACAGAGGGCCAAGCAGCUGGGGGCCAGAGAAGCAGACCUAAACAAGCAGGAUGCUUUCUACAGAGAGCAGGUGGCCCGGCUCGAGGAGAGGAGUGCUCAGUUCUACAAGGUCACAACAGAGAACUACCAUAAAGCUGCCGACCAAGUGAAUGCCAAGUUCAAGCGGUAUGAGGCGUAUCCUGUGUGUGCAGACCUGCAGGGCCAGAUCCUCGCAUGCUACAGGGAGAACAUUGGAAAAACCCUUCACUGUUCCAACAUAGCAGCCCUUUACCUCCAGUGUGUCAACAAUGCCAAACAGAAUGACAAGUAUGUGCAUGCACCCUCAUGGACAGAUAUAACAAGUUGAGAACCGGGGGUUAAGGAAGAGAGAGAAAGAAAGAGAGAGCAAUGAAGAGCUCAUUGUCUGGGAAUACUGAUUAUCGACCGACUGACAAACUGACCACACCAGAUUGGAAGUGAGGAAUGAGUCAGCACCAAGACACACACCCUCAAAACCUUGUGGAAAACCGGACCACACUAGAGGCACCGAACACAGCACCCUGAAAGAUCCCCUGAUUCUUGUCUCCUUCCCCACCUCUCUUACCUUUCGUCUAGCUCUAUGUAUGUAGGGAUGCAGUGACACUGUCUGCCAUUUUGGAGAAACAGCAGACUGACAGGACCUGGCAGGCCUGAGCUUGGCCUGCGGUAAGGACAGUAAAAACGAACCGGAACAACCACAAGAAAGCAAGCCCCCUCUGUCACAAGCCACUUGGACCCAUCCCCUCUCACUUCAACAUUUUAGGAAAAUAAAAAUAUAUUUUUACUAAUUAAAGUCAGUCCUAUUUUGUUCAUUCAUUGUUUUCCUGCUCCUAAUGCACUAUCCUGUACACAAAUGCACAUGUACGCAUCUGUUUUUUCUUUGCAUUUGUUCGUGUGAGUUUGUGUUAUGUUAAUUAUGUUAUCUGCGUGUUGAGUAUUCAUCCAGAACAACACUUGUGACAAUGUCUGAUCAGAGGAAAUAAAAGAUGAAACAAUA
This is a messenger RNA of Sander lucioperca (pikeperch), 2475 nucleotides long. It is a transcript of the gene chchd3a, whose product is annotated as coiled-coil-helix-coiled-coil-helix domain containing 3a. Gene Ontology annotation, biological process: inner mitochondrial membrane organization. Gene Ontology annotation, cellular component: MICOS complex; mitochondrion. The record is from RefSeq and is a predicted model, not a curated record. NCBI's taxonomy places the organism in Eukaryota, Metazoa, Chordata, Actinopteri, Perciformes, Percidae. The coding region runs from base 181 to 1806 and encodes 541 amino acids. The transcript is spliced from 10 exons.